Vitis vinifera (wine grape) is the source of this 2214-nucleotide messenger RNA. Its product is annotated as subtilisin-like protease 4. Bases 1 to 2214 code for a protein of 737 amino acids. The transcript has a single exon. Gene Ontology annotation, biological process: proteolysis. NCBI's taxonomy places the organism in Eukaryota, Viridiplantae, Streptophyta, Magnoliopsida, Vitales, Vitaceae. The record is from RefSeq and is a predicted model, not a curated record. Gene Ontology annotation, molecular function: serine-type endopeptidase activity.
AUGGGAGUUCUCUUCCUUUUCGCUCUCUUUUUCAUGUCUAAAUCCUCCCCUGCAAUUGCUUGUGAUCAGGGAGGAGAAAGUAGGCUAAAAACCUAUAUUGUCCAUUUGAAGGAGCCGGAGGGUGGAGUUUUUGCAGAAUCGGAGAAUCUGGAGGGCUGGUACAAGUCAUUUUUGCCGGCGCGUAUCGCAAGCUCAAAACAGCAAGAACGCAUGGUUUAUUCGUAUCGGAAUGUGCUCACCGGUUUUGCAGCCAGGUUGACGGAGGAAGAAGCUAAAGAAAUGGAAGCCAAGGAAGGGUUUGUUUCGGCCAGGCCGGAAAAGAUAUACCAUUUGCAUACAACGCAUAGUCCUAGUUUCUUGGGUUUGCACAAGAGAUCUGGGCUAUGGAAAGGAUCUAACUUGGGGAAGGGGGUUAUAAUUGGAGUGAUGGACUCGGGAAUACUUCCGAGCCAUCCUUCAUUUGGGGACGAAGGAAUGCCACCCCCACCUGCUAAAUGGACUGGGUUGUGUGAAUUCAACAAGUCCGGCGGCUGCAGUAACAAGGUCAUUGGUGCAAGAAAUUUUGAAAGCGGGAGUAAAGGAAUGCCACCAUUUGAUGAAGGGGGCCACGGCAGCCACACGGCAAGCAUUGCUGCUGGAAAUUUUGUGAAACACGCCAAUGUUCUUGGGAAUGCCAAGGGCACCGCCGCUGGCGUUGCGCCUGGUGCUCACUUAGCGAUUUAUAAAAUAUGCACCGACGAGGGCUGUGCCGGAGCUGAUAUAUUAGCUGCAUUUGAUGCUGCCAUUGCCGAUGGUGUUGAUGUGCUUUCCGUUUCCGUAGGUCAAAAAUCUACUCCUUUCUAUGACGACGCAAUUGCCGUCGGUGCUUUUGCGGCAAUUCGAAAGGGGAUUUUGGUGAGCUGUUCUGCUGGGAAUUAUGGUCCAACCAGUGCUUCGGUUGGCAAUGCCGCACCAUGGAUUCUUACUGUGGGUGCGAGCACCAUUGACAGAAGCAUAAGGGCUUCUGUGAAGCUUGGGAACGGGGAGAAAUUUGAUGGGGAAUCACUUUUCCAGCCUAGCGAUUAUCCUCCAGAAUUUUUCCCUCUUGUAUACUCACCUUAUUUUUGCAGUGCAGGAACAGUGAACGUGGCUGACGUUGAAGGAAAGGUAGUUCUUUGUGACUCAGAUGGGAAAACAAGCAUAACAGACAAAGGGCGAGUCGUGAAACAAGCUGGUGGUGUUGCCAUGAUUGUAGCCAAUAGCGAUCUUGCUGGCUCAACUACGAUUGCAUUGGAGCACGUUCUUCCGGCAUCCCACGUGAGCUAUUCUGCAGGUUUGAGUAUCAAAGCCUAUAUAAGUUCAACAUCACACCCUACAGCUUCAAUCGCAUUUGAGGGGACUAUCAUUGGAGAGCCAUCAGCUCCGGAGGUUAUUUUCUUCUCUGCAAGAGGACCAAGCUUGGCAACCCCCGGGAUUUUGAAACCGGACAUUAUUGGUCCUGGAAUGAACAUUCUAGCAGCAUGGCCUACUCCUUUACACAACAACAGCCCCUCAAAAUUGACAUUCAACCUGUUAUCCGGUACAUCGAUGUCCUGCCCCCAUCUCAGCGGUGUCGCAGCUUUGAUCAAAAGCUCUCAUCCUGACUGGUCACCCGCUGCAAUCAAGUCUGCAAUCAUGACUACUGCAGAUAUACUGAACCUUAAAGAUUCGCCCAUUUUAGAUCAAACCGAACAUCCUGCUAGUAUCUUUGCUAUUGGUGCUGGCCAUGUCAACCCAUUAAGGGCAAAUGACCCGGGACUCAUUUAUGACAUUCAACCCGAUGACUACAUACCCUACUUAUGCGGUUUAGGUUACAAUGACACGCAAGUAGGACUUAUUACGCUGCGCACUGUGAGAUGCUCCGAGGAGUCAAGCAUACCUGAAGCACAACUCAACUAUCCUUCAUUUUCUAUUGCACUGAGAUCUAAGGCCCGAAGGUUUCAGAGGACAGUCACAAAUGUAGGCAAGCCAACGUCAUCUUACACCGUUCACAUUGCCGCACCACCAGGAGUUGAUGUCACUGUGAAGCCACAUAAGCUCCAUUUCACCAAAAGGAACCAGAAGAAGACAUAUACGGUGACCUUUAAGAGGAGUAGCUCCGGGGUUAUCACAGGCGAGCAAUAUGCUCAAGGGUUCCUAAAAUGGGUUUCUGCUACACACUCUGCUAGAAGCCCCAUAGCUGUUAAGUUUGAAUGA